AUGGCUGCAGAUGAAGGAAAGAUAAAACUCGAGAAAUUCGAUGGUGCAGAUUUCGGGUUUUGGAAGAUGCAGAUCGAAGAUUACCUAUACCAGAAAAAGCUAUAUGAACCUCUCUCGGAAACUAAGCCAGAGGGAAUGAAAGAUGAAGAUUGGAAUCUUCUUGACAGACAAGCCCUCGGAGUUAUCCGAUUAACGUUAUCGCGCAAUGUUGCUUUUAAUAUAGCAAAGGGAAAGACUACGGCAGGUCUUAUGAAAGCUCUCUCAAAUAUGUAUGAGAAGCCAUCAGCCUCUAAUAAAGUUCAUUUAAUGAGGCGGUUAUUCAAUUUGCGGAUGACGGAAGGUGCAUCGGUAGCUCAACAUCUCAACGAACUUAAUUCAGUCACAACUCAAUUAAGUUCAGUCGAAAUAGAUUUUGAAGAUGAAGUUUGA
This is a messenger RNA of Spinacia oleracea (spinach), 429 nucleotides long. RefSeq lists its product as uncharacterized. The transcript has a single exon. NCBI's taxonomy places the organism in Eukaryota, Viridiplantae, Streptophyta, Magnoliopsida, Caryophyllales, Amaranthaceae. The coding region runs from base 1 to 429 and encodes 142 amino acids. The record is from RefSeq and is a predicted model, not a curated record.